CAAGACAGCAAUUUCAUUCUCCCCAUUGAAUUGGGUGUGCUGCUUGUUGUGUGUGGCUUGUUCGAAUGGUGCUUCUUGUGGUGGCCGAUUGAUUGACAACUCCUUUAUUCAAUCUUCCCUCCCUCCCCCUCCCCCCUGGACCACUGCAAUUCCCGCCUAAGCCCAUAGUUUACCAGUUAAUCCCGUCUCUCAUUUCGGCUUCUUCUUCCCUUUUCGAUCAAUCCGAUUUUCUACCAUUUCCUCUCCCUCCAACCUCGCAAAACGGCCAAGCUCCAUAACAAUUAAUCGGUCCAUGUCGCAGGCGAUACCGGCAUAGACCUCAUUCCUGGCGUGUGCACCUCUCCAACACGAACCAACGCCCCUCCCUUCAUUCGUCCUCCUCUGAAUCUCUCCUCUCCCCGCUCCCGCCAAAACCACCACCCACUUCUUCCCACCCACACCCCCCCAAAACUCCCAGCACCGUUCGAUAUAUCUCCAUGGCCUCAGCCGGGGGCUUGACUCGCCGGAGAGGUGGCGGUCGAGUCGCUGGCGCAGAAGAAAAUGACGACAGCAGAGUCUCUUCGCCCAUAUCGAGAAACGGGUCCUCUCUGGACAACCGCAUCCCCGAAACGUCAUUUACCAGCGCCGAAAAUGGUCAUAAGAUCGCCUUCGAUCCCCGAGACAUCAGCGAAACGGAGGAACGCAGCAAACAGCCCAAGCUCACGCUGAUGGAGGAGGUGCUUCUACUGGGAUUGAAAGAUAAACAGGGCUACCUCUCGUUUUGGAAUGAGAAUAUCUCAUACGCCCUGCGUGGGUGCAUCGUGAUCGAACUGGCCCUCCGCGGUCGCAUUAGCAUGCAGAAGGAUUCCUCUCGACGACGCUUCCCCUUGGCCGAUCGGGUGAUCGAGGUGGUCGAUGACACGCUGACGGGCGAGGUCUUGCUGGACGAGGCGCUGAAGAUAAUGAAGUCGAGCGAGAAGAUGAGUGUCAACUCCUGGAUUGAUCUACUGAGCGGGGAGACUUGGAACUUGAUGAAAAUCGGCUACCAGCUGAAGCAAGUGCGCGAACGUCUCGCCAAGGGUCUAGUCGACAAGGGCAUCCUACGAACCGAGAAGCGCAAUUUCCUCCUCUUCGAUAUGGCUACGCACCCCGUCGCCGACGGCGGCGCCAAGGAAGACCUCCACCGCCGGGUCCGCAACAUCUGCAGCAGUCGCACCGUCAUCCUUCCCGGCAACGCCUGGCUCCCCGAGGACGCGGAGUUCCGGUACCUACGGACGAUCACCAUGGUAUGCGCCGCUUAUGCGGCGAAUGUGCUGGAGAAUGCGCUCGUCACAAUGAGUCACGAGGCGCGGGAACGGGCGUUCGCGCAGGUGGACGAGUUGUUGGCCGAGUACUCGCAGUGGCCCUUUGGUCGGAGAGCAGGCGGCUCACAGGCCAUCGGCGCCAAUCUGGCGCAGGCCAUCAAUGACGAGGUGAACAAGGCUAAGGACAGAGAGCUCCAGUUGGAGAUCGUGGCAGCAUGUUUGAGCGUUUUCACUAGACUUGAUUCACUACUGUAAUCGGCUUUUUUAUUUCCAUAUCCUGUCCUCAGCUAUAGUCCCCGCUUCACCCUUCCCCAGCCCUUAUUCAACCCCACUGUCGUCUACUAUCAACUUCAUCUUCUCACCCCGAGAAUGAGAAAAAGCAAGCCACCACGACCCUUUCUCACGGACUUGGCCUUUCCUAUUUCUCUCUCUUUUUUUUUUUUUUUUUCUUUUCUUAUCCACAGUUCUGGCAGUACUAUUACCGGCGUACCGGAUUUGGACCUGUCGCAGACAGAGUUGAUGUGAUGUUUUCUGCGAAAAAAAAAACCCGCCCCAUCAUGAAAGCGGUGGUCCAUUGAUUGCAUUGACUUGAUUGUACGAGAUACUUCGAGACCGAUUCGACGUGUUCAUUGAAAAAGAUGACUUUCCCGCGUGUUUCUUGGCUGGUGGUGAAUGGUGAACGGUGACGACGAAUCAUGCCCU
Messenger RNA from Aspergillus homomorphus CBS 101889, 1985 nucleotides. Its product is annotated as GOLPH3/VPS74 family protein. The transcript is spliced from 4 exons. Gene Ontology annotation, cellular component: trans-Golgi network; Golgi cisterna; cytosol. Gene Ontology annotation, molecular function: phosphatidylinositol-4-phosphate binding. Bases 477 to 1538 code for a protein of 353 amino acids. The record is from RefSeq and is a predicted model, not a curated record. NCBI's taxonomy places the organism in Eukaryota, Fungi, Ascomycota, Eurotiomycetes, Eurotiales, Aspergillaceae. Gene Ontology annotation, biological process: Golgi to plasma membrane protein transport; Golgi vesicle budding; Golgi organization.